Molecule: messenger RNA, 571 nt
Organism: Schistocerca serialis cubense
Lineage: Eukaryota; Metazoa; Arthropoda; Insecta; Orthoptera; Acrididae
Product: serine protease inhibitor I/II-like
Exons: 4
Coding region: 82-366 (94 amino acids)
Molecular function (GO): peptidase inhibitor activity
Source: RefSeq, a predicted model, not a curated record
GCGUGCACCCUCGGUGAGGUGAAGGUGAAAGAUUGCAACACCUGUAGAUGUAGUGGUACUGGCAUAUGGGGAUGUACUCGCAUGGCUUGUCCACAGCCUGAAGAUGAGAGCGUGAAGGUGGCUGUGAAGCGGAACGCGCAGAACUGCGUCCCCAACACGACGUUCAAGCUGGACUGCAACACGUGCACUUGUAACAGCGCCGGCACCGGAGCACUCUGCACCCUGAAGGGCUGUCCGAAGCGCAGCCGCAGAGCGAUCGCGUGCACUCCGGGGUCGGUUUUCAAGAGGGGCUGCAACCUGUGCCAGUGUAUGCUCGACGGCCGUUCCACAGUGUGCACUCACAUAGACUGCCCACGAGAGAAUUAGCACUGCUUUACCAAUCAACGAAGGAUUUUGGAGCUGCCCUGACUCAACAGCCAUGUGGUGAAACGCUGGAAACUUUCCUGGCCGUUGGAGCAACAGCCUGUGAUACACGUUUCUCAUCAACUCUGUCCUCCUCUUUCGCACCUUCUGUUUCUGUUUCAAACAAAAACCAAUAUAUUUUCUGAUAAUAAAAUGUCAGGGCUGUGUA